AUUAGAGAAGACAGCAUUUGAUAAUAGUGGCAAAACUUUAAGGUCUAGUAUUGUUAAGAAACACGUAAAAUUUGCCAACUAAUUUUUCUUUUAACUUUAUAACAGGCCCAAGUCUGUUUUGGUGGUCUGAGGAAAAAAAAGAAGAGCUUCUCAAGUUUUGGGAAAACUAUAUUUUAGUAAUGGAAACUCUAGAAGGAAAUCAGAUACAUGUGAUAAAGCCAGUUUUGCCAAAGCUAAACAGCCUGUUUGAAUAUGCGGUGUCAGAGGAAACCGGACGGUGGCUCCUGCACCCCUCCUGGCACCUGUGUGUUUACAAAAGGAUGUUGGAAAGCGAGAACAAAAUCCUGGCCAAGGAAGGGGUUACCCAUUUCUUGCAGCUCUACGAAACGAAGGUGCUUCCGUUUUCACCGGAGCUUUCGGAGUUUAUUAUUGGACCAUUAAUGGACGCACUUUCAGAGAGCUCUCUCUAUGGCAGGUCGCCGGGCCAGCAGAUAGGAAGUGGGUCUCCACUGGGAUUGAAACUACAGAGAUUUUUAGCUGCUUAUGUUUCUCUUCUUCCAGAAGAACUAAAGAGUAGUUUUUUGUUAAAAUUGAUUCAGAAGAUGUCGAGUAGACAUUGGUGUGCUGUUCCCAUUUUGUUUCUGUCUAAGGCUUUGGCCAGUGUCCCAAGAUGCAAAGCCCUGGGUCUGGAAGGCCUCCUGGCCCUCAGGGGCGUCCUCCAGUGCACCAUGGCCACACACCAGAUCCUGCUGCGCGGGGCCGCCCAGUGCCAUCUGCUCCACGCGGCCAUGAACCUGGUCGACGUGGAGGAAGUGUCGCUGUCCGACAUCUCCGCGUUUCUCACGUCUCUGAGACAGGAGGAGUCCCUGGGCCGGGGAACGGCACUGUGGACAGAGCUCUGUGACUGGUUGCGUGUUAAUGAAAGCUGUUUUGGACGACCCUCAACUUGUGGCUCCCUUGGACUUCAGGAGACGUGCUCUUUAAACGCUUACGUCAAGAGCCUCGUUCAAGAGUAUAUUACGUCACCUGCUUGGGAAACAGGAGAAAACGGCCGGAUGCCGGACUGGGCGGAAGCCAAGCUGGUUGCUCUGAUGGUCUUACUGGCUGUGGACGUGGAAGGAAGGAAGGUCCAACAUAGUGAGAGGCAGAGGACACAGAACGUGCUGAGGCUGUUCCUAGAGCCCCUCCUGGACGCCCUCGCCAAGUUGGGUUCGAACGCCUACCUGCCCCUGCGGAAGACGGACAGGUGCCUGCAGGCGCUGGUGACGCUGCUGCGCACGUGCUCGCCGAAGGGCGCCGGCGCCCGCGAUGAUGAGGUGUCUCCUCUCCUUCAGGACUUUGUCGUGUCCGCCACAGAGAGCAUCUCCAGCUUCCUGCUCAGGAGACUCACUAUGAACGAACUGAGCAGCGUCGCAGACCUGGAUCGCUGCCACCUGUACCUGCAGGUCUUCGCUGAGCUGGCGGGCCUCCCUGGGAAGCGGGGGGAGCGAGGCAGCCCCGUCCUGAGAAUCAUUGCUCCUUUGAGGAACGCAUCCAUCCGGCACCUGCAGGACACGGACAGUGGGCUGGUGCCGACGCUCGGGAGGCAGGUGCAGAGGGCGGUCAGCAUGGCUGCCUUGGCCGCGGUGUGUGAGGCCCUCGACCAGACGCCGGAGCUGCAGCUGGACCCUCCAGAUGCUGGGCCCACGGAGCAGCUCCUCGCCGCCCUCCCGCUCAAUCAGAGGCUGCAGAAGCCGCAGCCGGAGGAGCAGAGCAGUCUUCUGGAAGAAUCGUCGUCUUCCCCAGGCUGGGGCCGAAUCGCUGCGCAGUACAUCCACGACCAGUGGGCCUGCCUCGCCUUCCUGCUGAAGAAGCACCGCGCCCUUCCCCCCACCUCAGAGGGCGCGCUCCUGGACCCCGUGCUGCCCGCCCUUCAGACGCCAGCUCGGACUCUGCAGGCUGCGCUCGCCGCCCUUACGGUCCUCCCCACCGAUCGCGUUUUGCCUGUGUUUCGCUGCAUGAAACUGCUGGUUCCCCAGCUUCUGGCCUCCUCUGAGUCAGUCUGCAUAGAGGCCUUUGACAUGGCUUGGAAAAUUAUAUCGACUCUAAGCAACACUCAGCUGGUGUUCUGGUCCAACUUAAAAGCUUUUGUUCAGUUUGUUUUUGAUACCAAAGUUCUUAGCAUUGCUGCAAAAACCAAGGGCCAGGCAUAUUUCAAAAUAAAAGAGAUUAUGCACCAGAUGAUUGAAAUGUCGGCUGUAAAAACCGGAGUCUUCAAUACACUGAUAACUCACUGCUGCCGAUCGUGGGUAGUUCCUGCUCCAGAGGUGCCCCAGGGGUCUUUGUCAAAUGCUGCGGAUUACAGCGAGCUGCUCCUGGAGGCGUGUGUGUUUGGAACUGUGUUCAGGCGGGAUCAGAGACUCAUUCAGGACAUACAGACCUUUAUUGAAAAUCUUGGACAUGAUUGUGCGGCAAAUGUUGUUAUUGAAAAUACCAAAAGAGAGGACCACUAUGUCAGAGUUUGUGCUGUCAAAUUCCUGUGCUUGUUAGAUGACUCCAAUGUGUCCCAUAAGGCGUUUAUGGAAGACCUUGCCAUCAAGCUGUUAGAGAAAGAGGCACUGGUGUCCUCGUCCAGGACGCGAUGCUACGUGAACUCCCAGCAGCACCGAGUACAAAACCGAGUGUGGCAGAUCCUGCUCGUGCUUUUCCCCCGCUUCGACCAGAAUUUCCUGAAUAGAAUCAUUGACAAGAUUUUGCAGGCUGGUUUCAUCAACAACCAAGCAUCCAUCAAGUAUUACAUCGAAUGGAUUAUUAUACUGAUUCUUCACAAAUUUCCUCAGUUUCUUCCAAAGUUCUGGGAUUGUUUUUCUUGUGGUGAAGAACACCUUAAAACAAGCAUUUGUACAUUCUUGUCGGUUUUGUCACAUUUGGACAUCAUUACUCAAAAUCUUCCAGAAAAGAGGCUGGCUCUGAAGCAGGCCCUGGUCAUCGCGCUGCAGUGGGGCUUCAGCCACAACUUCAGUGUCCGCCUGUACGCGCUGGUGGCGCUGAACAAAGCCUGGGGCAUGUGUAAGACGCUGCGGAUGGGGGAGCUGGACGCUCUGGCGUCCGUGAUCGAGUCCAGCCUCAGUCAGGUGGAGAGCACGCCGGGAGCAGGGAACGCCAAGAGGAACUGGCAGCGCAUCCAAGACCAUUUCUUUUUUGCAGCAUUUCACCCGCUUCAGGACUACUGCCUGGAGACCAUAUUUCACAUCCUUCCGCGCCUUGCAGGCCUUGUUGAAGACGAGUGGAUCGCCAUCGACAAGUUUGCCAAGUUCACGGACCUUCCCUCCGGGGCAGGGGCUCAUCGCUACCUUUCUGCGACUCGGCUGCGCGAGCUGAGGCCGGGGGACUGGGCUCAGCAGGACGCAGGCUCUCACUCGGGUGAAGCAGACAACCAAUCCGAGUGGACUGACGUUCAGAAGAAGGUAAUCCCGUGGAGACACGCUACUCCCGAUGCCGACCUGGAGCUGGCGUUUCAGGAUCGCGCUGCCAAGCUCGGCAAGGCCAUCAGCCACCUGAUCGUCGUGGCCUCCCUCAUCGACAAGCCCACCAACCUAGGAGGUAGCCGUGUGUCGGGGGCUCGCUUAGACUCUAUCCUGCAAACGGUCGGUCAGUCAGCGCACGGCCGUAUGGGCUGCCUUCCAGGCGUGACCCGCUGUGGGAGGCCACGGAGUGGGGGACACAGUGCGCUCAGCCUCGUGCUGCGGACAGUGAUGCCCGCUUGCUCCGCAGGCCUGUGCCGCACCUGCGAGGUGUUCGGGGCGGCAGCGCUGGUGGUCGGCAGCCUUCAGUGCGUCAGCGACAAGCAGUUCCAGCAGCUCAGCGUCUCGGCGGAGCAGUGGCUGCCUCUGGUGGAGGUAAAGCCACCGCAGCUGGCGGCCUACCUGAGGCGGAAGCAGGCGGAGGGCUACACGGUCAUCGGUGUGGAGCAGACGGCCCGGAGCACGGCCCUGACCCAGUACUGCUUCCCGGAGAGGUCGCUGCUGCUGCUGGGAAAUGAGCGUGAAGGAAUCCCUGCCAACCUGAUCCAGCAGCUGGACGUGUGUGUGGAAAUCCCUCAGCAGGGCAUCACCCGCUCGCUCAACGUCCACGUGAGUGGAGCCCUGCUCAUCUGGGAAUAUGCCCGGCAGCACCUGCGCAGGCGAGGGGGCACCCAGGCGUGAGGUCCCACACUCUGAGAGUUGUCGGUGCUAUUGAAACAGUUAAAAAGUAUUUGGACAAAUGAAACAAAUUCUGAAAUAAUUUGUGUUUUUUCCUUAUAACUUAAUGCCAAACUUUUUCAUGUGCCUUAAACAUAUUACUAUGUGUUGUCCUCUUUAAUAAACAUAUUUAGCUAAAUUGUA
This is a messenger RNA of Myotis brandtii (Brandt's bat), 4364 nucleotides long. RefSeq names its product TAR (HIV-1) RNA binding protein 1 (gene TARBP1). The record is from RefSeq and is a predicted model, not a curated record. Gene Ontology annotation, biological process: tRNA methylation. The transcript has 29 exons. Bases 180 to 4184 code for a protein of 1334 amino acids. NCBI's taxonomy places the organism in Eukaryota, Metazoa, Chordata, Mammalia, Chiroptera, Vespertilionidae. Gene Ontology annotation, molecular function: tRNA (guanine) methyltransferase activity; RNA binding.